Molecule: messenger RNA, 2830 nt
Organism: Dipodomys ordii (Ord's kangaroo rat)
Lineage: Eukaryota; Metazoa; Chordata; Mammalia; Rodentia; Heteromyidae
Gene: Ndufs1
Product: NADH dehydrogenase (ubiquinone) Fe-S protein 1, 75kDa (NADH-coenzyme Q reductase)
Exons: 21
Biological process (GO): ATP synthesis coupled electron transport
Cellular component (GO): membrane
Molecular function (GO): iron-sulfur cluster binding; NADH dehydrogenase (ubiquinone) activity
Source: RefSeq, a predicted model, not a curated record
UCGCCGAGCCUGGAGUUUCUGGUCCCUUUUGGCUUUCCGUUCCGCCGGCCUCCGGCUGACGGAAGAAGCCGAGGCCGCCAUAUUGAAUAAGUGGCCGGGUGUUUGAGAGGGGUCAACGUGAGCCCAAAGCGUCUUCCGAGCAGCCUCGACUCCUCCGGGGAGAAGGUUCUAGAGAUCCAGUUCAUGUGCAAUAAGAUCAUGCAUCACACAUAACCGUUCACGCACGAAUUCAGAGUAUGAAAAAGAUGAGACGUCCGUUUCUGGCUUGAACUCUGGGCUUGGGCACUGUGUGCUCUUCAGCUCAAGCAAUAUGUUACGGAUACCGGUCAGAAGGGCCUUAGUGGGCCUUUCCAAUUCUCCGAAAGGAUAUGGGUCAGUUCGAACAACUGCAACAGCAGCAAGCAACUUGAUUGAAGUAUUUGUUGAUGGUCAGUCUGUGAUGGUAGAACCUGGAACUACUGUCCUUCAAGCUUGUGAGAAGGUUGGCAUGCAGAUCCCUCGAUUCUGCUAUCAUGAAAGGUUAUCUGUUGCUGGAAACUGCCGGAUGUGCCUGGUUGAAAUUGAGAAGGCUCCCAAGGUUGUAGCUGCUUGUGCUAUGCCAGUAAUGAAAGGUUGGAAUAUCCUGACAAACUCAGAAAAAACUAAGAAAGCCAGAGAAGGUGUGAUGGAGUUCUUACUAGCAAAUCAUCCUUUGGACUGUCCUAUUUGUGACCAGGGUGGAGAAUGUGAUCUGCAGGACCAGUCCAUGAUGUUUGGAAGUGAUCGAAGCCGGUUUUUAGAGGGGAAACGUGCAGUAGAAGACAAGAACAUCGGGCCAUUGGUAAAGACCAUUAUGACUAGGUGCAUUCAGUGUACCCGGUGCAUCAGGUUUGCGAGUGAGAUUGCAGGAGUAGAUGAUUUGGGAACAACAGGCAGAGGAAAUGAAAUGCAAGUUGGAACAUACGUAGAGAAGAUGUUUAUGUCUGAAUUAUCUGGGAAUGUUAUUGAUAUCUGCCCCGUGGGUGCCCUAACCUCUAAGCCCUAUGCCUUUACUGCCCGACCUUGGGAAACAAGAAAGACAGAAUCCAUUGAUGUAAUGGAUGCAAUUGGAAGUAAUAUUAUAGUGAGCACGAGAACUGGAGAGGUGAUGAGGAUUUUGCCACGGAUGCAUGAGGACAUCAAUGAAGAAUGGAUCUCUGAUAAAACCCGAUUUGCCUAUGAUGGGCUGAAACGUCAAAGACUUACUGAGCCAAUGGUCAGAAAUGAAAGAGGGCUUUUAACCUAUACCUCCUGGGAGGAUGCACUCUCUCGUGUAGCUGGAAUGUUGCAGAGCUUUCAAGGUAAAGAGGUGGCAGCAAUUGCCGGUGGUUUGGUGGAUGCUGAAGCCCUGGUAGCUCUGAAAGAUAUACUGAAUAGAGUGGAUUCUGACAUCUUAUGUACUGAAGAGAUCUUCCCCACUGCAGGAGCUGGUACGGAUUUGCGUUCCAAUUACCUCCUAAAUACAACAAUUGCUGGUGUGGAAGAAGCAGAUGUAAUCCUUCUGGUUGGUACAAAUCCACGUUUUGAAGCACCACUAUUUAAUGCUAGAAUUCGAAAGAGCUGGCUUCAUAAUGAUUUAAAAGUGGCCCUCAUAGGCAGUCCAGUGGACCUCACUUAUACAUAUGAUCACCUGGGAGACUCCCCCCAAAUUCUGCAGGACAUUGCUUCGGGCAGCCAUUCAUUCAGCCAGGUGAUCUCAAGUUAUAUGUGUCUACCAUUAUUGUUCUUUAUUUUAAAAAUAUUGCUAUUUUUUAAGUUUACUAGCUUUGUAAUAACAGAAUGGUUAUGAUUAGAAGUUUUAACAAGGAUUGCGAGCCAGGUAGCUGCUUUAGACCUUGGUUAUAAACCUGGGGUAGAAGCAAUUCGCAAGCACCCUCCCAAAAUGCUGUUUCUGCUGGGAGCAGAUGGAGGUUGUAUCACACGACAGGACUUACCAAAAGAUUGCUUCAUUGUUUAUCAAGGACAUCAUGGUGAUGUUGGAGCGCCCAUAGCAGAUGUUAUUUUCCCAGGAGCUGCUUACACAGAGAAGUCUGCUACAUAUGUUAAUACUGAGGGCAGAGCUCAGCAGACUAAAGUAGCAGUGACACCACCCGGCUUGGCUAGAGAAGACUGGAAAAUCCUAAGAGCUCUCUCUGAGAUUGCUGGUAUGACUCUUCCUUAUGAGACUCUGGAUCAAGUGAGGAGCCGAUUGGAAGAGGUCUCUCCAAAUCUUGUUCGAUAUGAUGAUGUUGAAGGAGCUAAUUACUUUCAGCAAGCAAAUGAGCUCUCCAAGCUAGUGAACCAGCAACUGCUUGCUGAUCCCCUGGUUCCACCUCAGCUAACUAUAAAAGACUUCUACAUGACAGAUUCAAUUAGCAGAGCCUCACAGACAAUGGCCAAGUGUGUCAAAGCUGUCACAGAGGGUGCCCAGGCAGUAGAGGAGCCAUCCAUAUGCUGAAAGAUCUAUUUGGAACCCAGCUUUGGUACAGAUACCGAAUGGACAGUUAUAUUGGAGUAUCUCAUAAACCUUAUCUCUUUCAAAAAAAUGACAUAAUAUUUAAGGCUAUGCAUACCUUGCUUGUUUGAAAAUAAUAUUGCAAUUAUCAAAGAACUUGUCAGCUUCAAAUUUGUAUAUUGUGUGUAAAUGUUUGAUAAAACUGAUGUGUAGGGGCUGGAGAUGUAGGCCAAUUCAGUGGUAGAGUAUUUGUCUAGCAUGCAUAUGAGGCCCUGGGUUUAAUCCCCAGCACUGAAAAAAAUCUGUAUACAUUUACUCUUUCCUGUAAAAGUGGUGAUAAGCUUUGUGAUAAAUACAAAGAAAACCUUAAAAUGUGAA